CACCAUGCAGUCUUCAUGUUUCCUCUCAUGUUCAUAUCCAAAUAAGUUGAUAGUGUUUUUGUUGCCCUUCCAGUCAUACCAGUACCAAUCGGAAUAUUUAUUUAUUUAUUUAAUUUGAUCCAUUCCAACCUUUGAUUGGAACGCCCUGUUCGGUACCUGGUACGUACGAGAACAAGGAACACACAUCAAUCCAAGAAAAAGUCAAAUCCAACUACAAUSGUCUGUAUCUGAUAUCAGAUGCCCAGACAAGGCACCAGUCUCCCGAUUGGUCAAGCUCUAUCACUACUUUUGACACCAUGCCCAUAACAAAUCCACACUUCAAACUCGGCCAAGAUAAAAUUGACGAAUAUUUARAAAACGGGGUCUUGGUCGUAGAAAACAUUCUCGCUGAUGACGAGUUAGAGGAAGCCAAGAAAGGUUUGUUGGAAUCACUACGGAGGCGUGGGAUCAAAUCGAUCGAUGUCGAAGACGAGGAAUCGGCUCUCGCCUUUCAGAAACUCUCUUCUACGAACGGAAGCGGUGGUGUGCUAGACAUUUUUCACGACGACUGGAAACUUAAAUUGAUUGCUACCCAUCCGAAGCUCUUUUCGAUAACUCAACAACUCUGGAAGGCAGGAUAUAAUUGCGGCGGACGAGAUAAAGACUCGCUACCAGAGAAUCAACGUUUUCAGUGGCAUCCUUACGGGGGAGAUAUCGAUUUCGAAAAUAAGGGCUAUUGUUAUAUUGAUAGAGUAGGGUAUAGAUUGCCGACCGAAUUGGCACAAGAAUGGGGGGAUCGCAUCUACAAACGCAAUAACGGUGUUACAUCGGUGACGAGUAAAAAGAAGAAGAAGUUACGAUCCAUACAGCGGUCGCUGACGCCUCAUUUAGAUUGCUGCCCUGAUACUCUCUAUGAAAACACAAACAAAUGGCGGCCUAUUCAGUGUUUUGUAUCUCUGACCRAUAAUCUUGAAGCAAAUACAGGAGGCUUUGAGGCAGUCCUUGGAGGAUUUCACCGCACCUUUGAUGCUUGGACAAAAAUCCGCAAUGGCGAUAAAACUGCGAUCGGUCAAARCAAAGCUACAAUCAACAAAGCCGCCCCAUGCCUUGGUGAAUACACACAUAUUCGACCGAAAGAAGAUGCCGACGUGAUGAAACGAGUGAAUCACAUUUCCGUCAAGGCAGGAAGUGCCGUCUUUUGGGACAAUCGAAUCCCGCAUGCCAAUGCAUAUCGGAAUGAUAAUAAGAGUGUUCCGCGUGCCGUUGUAUAUGCUUCGUUUUUACCAGACAUUGAGCUAAAUAGGCGCUACGUUGAAAAUCAACUUCUAGCCUGGAAAUUACGAAAACCGAUCCGAGACCAGUGGAAUCAUAUACCAGAGGAGCAAAGUCCGUGUAGUAAUGAGGAUCAGAUUGCGUCAUCAAGCGACGAAGGUAUUUUCACCGAAAUUGGAAAGCGACUAAUGGGAAUCGAACCGUGGUAGAAGGAACACGCGGCAUGACUUUAUCAGAUCUGGUGACUCCAUUGCAGUCUGGGUAACGCUACUUGUCGGAACGAGUGAUUMGUGUCAAGUGAAAUACGAUAUUACGAUAUUACAA
Molecule: messenger RNA, 1575 nt
Organism: Pseudo-nitzschia multistriata
Lineage: Eukaryota; Bacillariophyta; Bacillariophyceae; Bacillariales; Bacillariaceae
Source: the annotation of a GenBank genome assembly